AUGUCAGACUCUUCUCGACUGGCCGACUCCUUGCGGGUCACCUCGCGAAGCUUUGAUACUAAUACCGGGGCUGAGCCGGCCGCCAUCUCCGUUCCCACUUCGCCCUUCAGCGUCGCCCUCACCUUCGCCGUAGAAUCCGUCUCACAUCUGUCCAAUAUACAACUACUACUUCCCUCACCCGACAGGUUGUCUCUCAUCACAACAACUGCCGUUACCACCCUUGUUGUCUUCUUCAUUGUUCGAUAUGUUCUUUACCCUAAGUGGGGGAGAGCCAUCCCCAGUCCACUGAGGGCCUCGUUUCCCGACGUGCCCCCCGACGCCAUCAAGUCUCAGGUCUACCACCCAGAUGUCCUCCCUGGGGCUCGGGAUGUGACCACUCCGUACGGCACCAUCCGUGUGUAUGAAUGGGGCAACGUCAACGGCCCUAAAGUCCUCCUUGUCCAUGGCAUCUCGACACCUUGCAUCACUCUCGCGCCGCUAGCUCGCGCUCUGGCCGACAAGGGCUGCCGCGUUCUUACUUUCGACCUCUUCGGCCGGGGUUUCUCGGAUGGUGUGGGCGACCUUCCCCACGACGACCGUCUCUACGCCUCGAAUAUCCUCCUUGCCCUCGCCUCCUCCCCUUUGCCCUGGACCGGAAACCAUGCCUUCCACCUUGUAGGCUACUCUCUCGGCGGUGCCCUCGCAGCCUCUUUCGCUGCCGGGUUUCCCCGUCUCCCGGCCUCCCUCGUGCUUCUGGCACCCGCAGGUCUCAUCCGCACCGCCGACUUCGGUACUAUCGCUCGCCUCACCUUCCGCUCUGGUCUCGUCCCCGAGCGCCUCCUCGCCCUUGCCACCAAAAGCCGUCUCCAGCGUCCUAUUGCGGCAUCCUCCAAGCGGAAACCGACCCAGGCAGACUCUCUCCGGGAUGAGCUUUCUUCCUCUUCCCCCACCGCCAAGGUUGCCGAUGUCGUCGCCUCCGAAACCAAAGGACCGGAAGGUACUCCGACCCUGCCACUCGAGCGCCGCGUUGACGAAUAUGUCCGCUGGAUGGUCACCCAUCACGCCGGCUUUGUCCCGGCUUUUAUGAGCUGCAUACGCCACGCCCCCUUGACGGACCAACACCCCACUUGGGCUUCCCUCGGCCGCCUUCUGUCUCCGGGCCGCAUCGCCGUUCUCCUGGCUCGCCAUGAUGAGAUUGUCAAUUGUGAAGCCUACGAGCGGGAAGGCCGUCCGCUUCUUGGCGAUGUCGACAAAGUACAUUGGGGUGUCUUGGAUGGGAACCAUGACUUUGUCAUGACACACGUCGAGGACAUCAUGGCCCAGCUCGAUUCGUUCUGGGGUCUCGUCAGAAAGGAGAGGAUAUGA
Molecule: messenger RNA, 1344 nt
Organism: Sodiomyces alkalinus F11
Lineage: Eukaryota; Fungi; Ascomycota; Sordariomycetes; Glomerellales; Plectosphaerellaceae
Product: alpha/beta-hydrolase
Exons: 2
Coding region: 1-1344 (447 amino acids)
Biological process (GO): regulation of lipid storage
Cellular component (GO): endoplasmic reticulum
Source: RefSeq, a predicted model, not a curated record